Molecule: messenger RNA, 539 nt
Organism: Trichoplusia ni (cabbage looper)
Lineage: Eukaryota; Metazoa; Arthropoda; Insecta; Lepidoptera; Noctuidae
Exons: 2
Coding region: 126-476 (116 amino acids)
Source: RefSeq, a predicted model, not a curated record
UAAAGAAUGUUUGUAACGUAAUAAUUUUGCUGUUGAUUGUACCUUCAUGUAAGUACCUUCCUUAAUAUCAUCAUAAAGAAAAAUAAAAUUUAAUAUUAUUUAACCAUCAGUUUUUGGAUAUCAACAUGAACAUUAUGAGUGAAUAUAGUUCUUUCACAGUGAUAUAUAAUAUCGAAGUCCAUGGUGUUCUUCACAAGGCGCCGCAAUGGGCUAUCACCACUAGAAAUACCCAAUCGACUUCGAAACCUACAGAACCGAUUCGACGACAGGGCGAGGAUGAGCAAAAUAUACCAGACAACUUUAAACCACCAGAAGGACAAAUAGGGCCUCAGGGCGGAGAUCCACAGCAACAGGCAAAUAGAUUUACACAGAAAGAAACGACCGUGUAUGUACGAAGACGUACCACUCAAGAACAUCUUUCGUUAGAAGAAUAUUGUGAUUACAUAUUACACUUCUGUUUGAGAGCCUACCAGUAAGUAUUCUUGUCAUAGAAGCGUUUACAUGCUUUGAACAUUGAUAACGUGCAAAUUGACUCUGAU